Messenger RNA from Trifolium pratense (red clover), 1399 nucleotides. Its product is annotated as pectinesterase-like. Gene Ontology annotation, molecular function: pectinesterase activity; pectinesterase inhibitor activity. The record is from RefSeq and is a predicted model, not a curated record. NCBI's taxonomy places the organism in Eukaryota, Viridiplantae, Streptophyta, Magnoliopsida, Fabales, Fabaceae. The transcript is spliced from 2 exons. Gene Ontology annotation, biological process: cell wall modification. The coding region runs from base 119 to 1138 and encodes 339 amino acids.
UAUGUAUGUAUGUAUGUGUGCAUGUCCCAUAAGUAAAAAAAAUAUAUGCACACAAAACCAAACCGAAGAAAAAACAAUUAAGCAAGCUUGCAAAUAAGUUAAUACUAUAUUAUUAUAUAUGGAGUACUACUCAAAUAUAAUUAAUAGUAAUGGUGCGGGGUUAGUGUUGAUGAUGUUUUUCCUUGAAGUUGCAGUGAUGUGUUCCAAAGGUAGUAGUAGUAGUAGUAGUAUGAUGAUAAUCGUAUCUAAGGAUGGAAGUGGAGAUUAUAAAAGCGUGGGUGAAGCUAUCAGCAAUGCUCCUGAUUAUAGUAAGCAACCUUACAAUAUUCACAUUUUGGGAGGCAUUUAUGAAGAGUACAUUCUGAUUCCACCAAGUAAGACUAAUAUUAAGCUCCUAGGUCAUGGUUCAACCCACACGAUAAUACUGGGACGCCAAAAUGGUUCCACCAUAGACAUCCGUGGAAAUGGGUUCAUGGCACAGAACAUUGGAUUUGUGAACUCAGCGGGUCUAGAUGCAAGCGCUGCAGUGGCAGUUCGUAACGAGGCAACCAAUAGCAUUUUCUUUCAAUGCUCAAUCCAAGGAUUCCAAGACACCUUAUGGGCAGUUUCAGGCAGACAAUUCUACAAGAACUGUGAAAUCUACGGUACCGUGGAUUUCAUCUACGGCAAUGCAGCCGCUGUAUUUCAAGACUGCAUGAUUUACGCACGCUAUAGACAGUUUGUGACAUUCACCGCUCAAUCACGGGAGAGUCCAAACGAGAAGACAGGUUUCACAUUCCAACGUUGUAAAUUCAGCAUGUCACCUGAGGAUGAGAACAAAAAGUCAGAGGUGGUACGUGCCACGUUAGGACGUCCUUGGAGAGCAUAUUCCACUGUGGCUAUACUGCAGUGUUACAUAGAUUCCAUGGUGGAUCCUGGAGGUUGGGAACAGAUGCCAGGACAGCCCAUUGCUGAUAAGGUUACUUAUGUGGAGUAUAAGAAUGUUGGUCCUGGAUCUAACACUGAUGGUAGAGUGAAUUGGCCUGGUGUUAGAGUUCUUGGCAAUCCAAAUGAAGCACUCCCUUUCACAGCUUCCUAUCUAUUGGAUGCUCACUCUUGGAUUCCAUCUACAGGUGUUCCAUAUGAUAGUGGACUUUAAUAUUCUUCUCUUCUCUUGUUAUUAUUAGACCAUUAUUCUUAACCUUCAAUAUCACUUCAUCAGAAGUACUAUCAUGUAAGCUACCCAAAAAAGAUAUGUACUAUAUAUCAUGCAUUUACAAAAACAAAAUUAGUAUUAAAUUUGUGCAGUUAUGGUAUUUUUCAUUUGAAUAAACACUUCUAAAAUGAUUGAAAAUAUUACUUUCUAAUAUUUAAUCAUAAAUAUAUGCAAAAGUAAAAUGUGUUUGGUCAAUUUCUAUCA